Molecule: messenger RNA, 609 nt
Organism: Trichobilharzia szidati
Lineage: Eukaryota; Metazoa; Platyhelminthes; Trematoda; Strigeidida; Schistosomatidae
Source: the annotation of a GenBank genome assembly
AUGAUUGGACCAAAACUGCAUGAAAAUGAUUUUCAAUUCUUGAUAAAGAAAUAUUUUCUAAUGGAUAUAUUCUGUUUGUUAACUGGUACAGCAAAUUUUAAUAUGCAAACGUCUCUGCUAUCAAAUGAAGACCCGUUGAAAUGGAAAGAAUGGUCAAUACUGUCACAAAGGUCAUAUUUAACAGAUCCCAGUAAACGGACAGAACAAAGAUUGCUAAGAUUUAAAGAAUUAGAAAAAUUACAUACAACUGAGAAUGAUUUACAGAAUUUACAGCGCCAGUUAGAAGAUUAUAAAAUAAAACUAAAAGAAGCAACUGAUGAAAUUUCCUACUGUAAACGUAUGCUAAAUUUAAGUGAAAGAAGACAAAAUUACCUGCCAAAUAUGUUUCAACAGUUUGAAGAUCAGAAAUCCCAUUUACCCAAAAAGAAAUUCGCCACACAUGCACGUGCAAUAACAUUGUUUAAAAAUGUAGCCAAUAAUCAUAAUAAUAGUGAUAAUUCAAAACCAUUAAAACAAUCACAAUUUACAGAAACAGAAAACAAUGAUAAAACUGUUUAAUAUUGACAGCUUCUCGUAUUAUUUCAUGUUAUCUUUUAUAUUUUAGAAACA